Molecule: messenger RNA, 644 nt
Organism: Racocetra persica
Lineage: Eukaryota; Fungi; Glomeromycota; Glomeromycetes; Diversisporales; Gigasporaceae
Source: the annotation of a GenBank genome assembly
UGUCAGCUAAAAUUUGUGCCUGGGACAUCGAAGAUUAUGACCUUGUGGGGCUCUUAGACGCGGAUAUGUGCGUCAUACGUAACAUGGAUGAACUUUUAGAGUUGGAUCUGAGUGAUGAUAAAAUUGCUGCAUGUCAUGCGUGCAAAUGUAAUUCGCUUAAAAAUCCCUUGUAUCCUAAGGACUGGAUCCCAGAAAAUUGUGCAUACACGAAAGGACCAAUUUAUCCGGAAUCUACUAACAUACCACCAAUCACUAAUUCUGAAAGUUAUUUUAAUUCUGGAUUGAUAAUUUUACGUCCUUCUAAAUCGAAAUUUAAUGAAAUCUAUAACCGUCUUAUAAAUCAUGAAAACCCCGAUCAAUUACUAUUUCCGGAACAAGAUCUACUUAACGAAAUAUAUAAAGGCAAUUGGGUAGGACUUCCUUAUAUUUAUAAUGCGUUAAAGACUUUGCGUGAUUGCCAUUCAUCGAUGUGGUCGGACAAAGAUGUUAAGAAUGUUCAUUACAUAACCAAAUACAAACCAUGGAAAGAGGAUAGUAUAAUUAUGGAGCAGAAACUAGAUAGAAGGGAUAGUGAUUCGAUUUUGAAUAAUUGGUGGUGGAAAGUCUAUAGAGAUGAAGGGUGGAAUGAAGAAUUUAAAGAAUAA